CUGUUAUCGCGCGAUUAUGUUCAUUUGCUUACGAAAAACUUGCGCAAAGUUAAAGGCAGCUUUCACAUUUUCAGGCAAAUAAGUAGACACGGAAAUGGUUGUAUAUUACAUAUGGUGGCUCUGCUUCAUCGAUUUCGCCACUAAAUUCGAACGAGAUGAGGUUGAGGACUUUUUCAAUGCGUCGUCGUGUUGCUAGGAUGGUGCUUAGGAAGAGUCGCUUCAAUAUACGAUAUAAGCAUAAGAAAAAUGGGACAAAAGAUUUGAAAGUCAAAUACGGACGAUUAAAGGCAGAUAUCGAAGAGAUUGGCAAGGAGCAAAAAAGCAUCAAAGAAGGACAAUCGCAGGUUCGAGAGAAAUUCAAGGCAAUUGAAAUGGAAUGUCAAAUGCUAAAGAAAGAAACUGAACUCAUCAUCCAGCGAAGUGCGCUUACACGUCUUCGUCUGGCUCUCCUGUUUCAUAUACUCAAGGCACGAGAAGAAGGCGAUUUCGCUAAGGCCGCUCAGCUCACUCAGUUGCUACGUGAAUUGAUAUCAAGGGAUAACAUUCAAUAGCCAGCAUGGAGGAACAGAUGAUUACCUGUUAAAGGUUCGCACCCCGCAGUGCGGAGUUAUUAAAAUUGGAAGUUGUUACAUUUCAUUAAGAACGAGUGUUAGGAAAAAGAUUGGAAAAGAGUGCAUUAAAUUUCUCUAUCUAAUUAGUUUUCUUCUAAAUUUAGAACUACACAUUGAUUGGAAAGAGCUGUUUCCAAUUAAUUGGGAUAUGUGAAGAACUCCCAUCUGCACCUUAAAAAAUUUAUAGCUAUCAAGCAAUUACCAAUUGUUUUCUUACUGAAUAGCUAAAGAUUGAGUUCCGAAUUUGAUCCAGGUCUUUCAGCUGGUUACCCUUUAUAU
Theobroma cacao (cacao) is the source of this 890-nucleotide messenger RNA. The record is from RefSeq and is a predicted model, not a curated record. Lineage: Eukaryota; Viridiplantae; Streptophyta; Magnoliopsida; Malvales; Malvaceae.